Drosophila grimshawi is the source of this 3661-nucleotide messenger RNA. It is a transcript of the gene PIP82, whose product is annotated as actin cytoskeleton-regulatory complex protein pan1. The coding region runs from base 78 to 3278 and encodes 1066 amino acids. The transcript has 3 exons. NCBI's taxonomy places the organism in Eukaryota, Metazoa, Arthropoda, Insecta, Diptera, Drosophilidae. The record is from RefSeq and is a predicted model, not a curated record.
UGAACUGCAACGGACGUUGAUCGUAAUUUGGCAUUUGGCAAUUUGGGAACCACAAACAGCCAACACCAGCACCACCAAUGACCCAUCUACAGCAACAGCAACAGCAGGAUCUACAACGGGAGCCACAGCAACGAAACAAUCACAGUCAGCACGGAAUUAUGGAUUUACGCAAUCUUUGCCAGCGUCUCGAUGUGGAGAGUCUAAAAGGCAAACUGGCAUCGCUGCCACAGUUGCGUUUGCCCAAAUCGUUGCCCAAAAUGCGCGCUGCGCGCCGCAUCUUUUGCAGUUCGCGAGGCAACAAUGCGAGCGGCAGCAACAAGGCUGCAACAACGGCAGGUGAGACUGCUGUAGAGACGGAGCAAGUGCCGGCGGCGCUGUUCAUCAAUCGGACACCGCAACGCAUAUCCACAAUUAGCUCACUGAUGCACGAGCAGGCCACGCUGGGCGCCAAUCGCGGACAGAUGGCGCCGUCAUCCUCCAAUCACCUGGCCGCUGGCACCUAUUGCAGCGCUGGCAGCCUUGAUGACGAUUACUAUGCGCCAUAUGGCAAUACACGCGUCUCCCGUCCAAUUAGUCCCAUUAAAAUACCACCACCACCAACAGCAGAAGCAGCUGCCACACGAAAUGGCGGCAAUAGUCUAACGCAGCGGCUGCAGCGCGGCUACAAGAAUCUGAGCGAGCUGCAGCUGAAGCAUCUGUUUGCCAAGGAGACGAUUGUACGGCGGGAUGGCAUCGAGGUCGAUCGCUAUGUGGAACAGUACGAGGCGGAGCGACGCGUUGAGAAACUGGCACAGGAGCGUCGAGAUCGCGAGAUCGCCGACAAUUAUGAUAUACACAUUAGAACGUUGCCGCUAACCAGGCAAAAUACGCUCAAGGAUCUGCAGCAAGAACAACUUGCAGAGACUGCUCGGCAUGAGAGUGACGAUGAGAGUGGCAUGGAGGAGGCAAUGUCAGCGCCAGUGCCACCGACGCAGCGUAAGAAAUCGGGCAUAGCCGCAACCAGGUUUGCCAAGGUGCGACAGCCGCCGCUGGAGAUGCCUGUGCAGGAGCAGCAGCAGCAUCAGCAGGAGCAGCAGCAGGAGCAAGGCCAGCCACCAAUACGUCGAGCGAUGCGUCAGAAUUUGAAACGUCUGCGCAAAUCGAUCAAGCGAGUGCAUCAGCAUCAACCCAAACAAGCCGUCGACAAGCAAGCAAGCAAAGACCGCGACGACGUCAACGAUGACGAGGAGGAGGACGGGGAUUUGCCUAAGCCAUCUCAGUCAGGCGUGGCGGGAGGAACAAUGCGUGCGCGUCUGCGUCGCUUCACGUCCAGCGAGCAGCUGCAACAGCGUUGGCGCAAAAGCUUUAAGAGUAGCAGCGAGACGCAGGUGGCCCAAGGAGCCCAAGGAGCAGCAGUUGGAGCAGCAGCUGGCGCCACAUUUGGCAUGGGCAUGAUGCACAAAUUGAACGAGAAGAUGCAGCAGCUCAAGUUCUUUCGGCAACGUGGCAGCGGCGACAGCAGCAAGGACAAGCCACCAGCAGCGACGCAACUGGGCGGCAAUAAACUCAACACAGUUGGUCAAGAGCCCGCGGAUAUUGACGACGACGAGGAGCUGGCGGCAACCUAUCACCACAGCGAUGACAGCGACGACAGCAAUGGCAGCGACGACAGCGGCCAGGAUGUGUGCGCCGAUGAGGCAUUCGGUCAGCUGGAUGCCGGCGAGCAAGUGAAACGGGAACGAGAAAGAGAUCGACCCACAAUCGGAAUGUUGGCGCAGCUGCAGGCGCACUCGACAACAGCUUGGAGCAGCGAGUCACUCGAGGAGGAGGAUGCGGCUUUGGGGGGCCAACAGCAGCUGGCAGCAGCAGGCGAUUAUCCGCGCGUGCUCAUCCAUCAGCAGCACACAGAUGCCUACGAGUCUACACUGAUAAUAGCUGUGGCCACAACUCUAACGCCGCCACCAACAAGAGACAAUCGACACCAAUGGGUGUCCAAUGAGCAAAUAAUCGCUGGCUUCAAGGAGCAACAGCAGCUGACUGCACAAGCGUGCAACUCGUCUCGCGUUUGGCCCGGACCGGCUCUGUACAAGCCCAAGAGCAUUGACAUCUUUGAGAGCGAAGGCGGUCCCGCUGGCGCCUUUGCCGACUUCGAUGAGGCACUGCGUAAUGCGCCCGUGCUGCGUAUUAGCGCCGGCAGCAGCGAGGAGGAUGCGGAUGACAGCAGUUCGCGUGUGACCAGAAUACGAAGGCAGACGCCUCAGAUUGGCAACAGCUGCGAAAGUCUCAUGGAGCAGCAGCCCCUGGAGGAGGAUGACGACAAUGACAACAAUGGUAAUAAUGAGGAUAUGGACAUGGAUAUGGAGAUGGAUGUGGAUGUGACUGUGGAUGAUGAGCAAUUGGAGCUAGCGGAACGCCCACCAUCGGUGUCUCCGCCACCGCCACCAUUGCCGCAGCGUCGACCUCCGCCGAGCAUGAUGGCGCCCAUUUAUGAUGCAGUGCCGCCGCCGCUACCCAUCAGCAAACCACCUUUGACAAUAGUAGCAGCAGCAACAGCAGCAACAGCAGCUCCAGCUCCAGCUCCAGUUCCGGUUGCAUCACCUGCAGCAGCCAAAUUGCCGCAACGCAGCGUUUCCAUGACGCAUCCGUCUAAGCCGCUUGUGAAAACCAGUUCGCUGCGUCUCACCUACAGGGAGCAAAUGCAUCCAGGCGAUGUGGGCAAAGUCAAUAAGCUGAUCUCACGUUUUGAGGGCAGACCCCGACUCUGUGGCCGCCGACUCCACAGCGAGGAAUUGACCAUAUGCAGCGAUGAGGACGAACCAGCCGACGAUCUUUUUGAGCAGAUGCAGGUCGAGUCUGUCAGUCAGCUAACGCCAACAAAUGUUAAGUGCAAACCGAUACCAGACAUUGUAACAACGCCAACACCAACACCAACAACCAGCAACAACAACAGCUGCCACAAUCUGAGCAGGGAUCUGUCCCGGGAGCAGUUGGAGCUGAGCUUGGAUCGCCAGAAUUCGAAUUGCAGUCGCAGCCAAUAUGGUUCGCCGCUUCCAUUUCCCAACAGCCAAAGUCAGCGGCGCAGCUCCACGCCCACAAUGCCCACCACUAGCAUCAGCAGCAGAUCGGCCAGAUCUCUGGCACCUCAAACACAUUCCCAUUCGCAAUCGCAACUGGCGCGAUCCAAUCGACGCUCCAUGACACGAGACGAUGACAACUUCUACAGCUUUGACAGCGAUGAAGAGAAUAGCUACUAUUCCAUAAGUCCCUCAAGCAGUAGUCGCUAUGUGGUCGAGAUUUGAUGUGCAAUGUGGAAUGUGGAACAAUCAGCAGGCUCAUCUCACUAAGCAACCAACUCAGAAAGCGAAUCAAAAAGAACAACAGCAGAUAUAGCAACAAAAAAAUUACUUAAAAACAAAUGCAAAAAAUUAAUAAUGGUUUAAGUACUUUAUUACUAUAAGAACUGUAGUUUUUUUUUUUUUUUUUUUUUUGACUUUUUUCGAAUUAGAUGCAUUAUCUUCCAACAUGCAAUCUUCAUCCGAAAAACAUAGUUUGCAGCUUAAUAUCAAAAGCUAUUAAAAUAAACACGAAUCACACAGAACACCCAGAAUUCGAUACUCUGUCGUAUAAAAGAAUUUUUUUCUUCUCCUACACCUUUAAAAAUAAACUUGAUUUUGAUCUAAGG